Messenger RNA from Xyrichtys novacula (pearly razorfish), 28209 nucleotides. NCBI's taxonomy places the organism in Eukaryota, Metazoa, Chordata, Actinopteri, Labriformes, Labridae. The record is from the annotation of a GenBank genome assembly.
GAUUUCUCGCGAGAGAAAUCUCAGUAAACAACUCGUGGUAAACAAUCUUCAACAGUUUAAAACAACUGCUUAACCGAAAUAGUAAGACCAUUUUCAGAUGACAAGGUGAGCUUUCAAAAGUGUUUGGACAAAUUCUCCAUCGGAAUUACACCAGGAGAGAGAAGAAAACGCUAGAAAACAACCGCCCUCCUUCAUUUUAAUAUCAGUUAAUGCAUAACUUCAUAAUUACCGUCCAAGCUCUUGGCUAACCCAGGUUUGCUCUUCAAAUGACCUUUGAAACACUCAAUAAACGAUGGAAAUCACAAGAGUAACACAGUUUCAGGCAAGAGUCAGUUCACAGUGUUAUUUUGCUCCUUCACACAAACAUGAGAGCUAAUUUUGGAGGGAUUUUUCUCCUCUGUGGAUUACUGCUCGCUUGCGCAUCUGUAAUAGCUGGUAAGUCAGCCUUUAUAAUUAUUUAACCGAGCACGGUUUGAAUAGGUUUUCUAAAAUAAACUGACAAAUAUAGAGUUUUUAGUUGUCCAAGUUUCAAGUUACUUUAACUAAUUAGGGAAAAUCAAGCCUCAUUUUUGAUAAAGCCUGUAGUUUACUUGCCUCUGUGUUUUGUAGGGCUGUCAUGCAGAGGGAGGUGUGGAGACAUCAUGGAGAAGUGCUCCUGCCACACAACCUGUGUGUCUUUGCAGACCUGCUGUGCAGACUACAACCAGUCCUGUCUGCAGGUUUCCCCUUACUCCAGCUCCAUGCUGGGUGGGAGAGCACUCAGGAUUCUUAGUUUGGUCCUUAAUCCUGGUGGGCGGCUUUUCUGCAGGUUUGGGAGAUGUAUAAAACAUGUUUAGUAUGCAGUUCACAUUUUUUCUUGACAAAGACAUGAAGGGUUAGAGCUGCACAAUAAAGUAUUUUUGCUAGUACCCAAUAUGCUGAUAUUUUUAAACUCAUUUUGGCUAAUACUUACAGUAAUCACCUUUUUUAUGGUCCAGAAUGUACCUGUUACUCUGACCAUUAGAAUCUAUUCAUAUCAGAAAUAAACAUUUAACUCCACCGUAAAUUAUUGGAGAAAUGUGAGCAUAAGCUGUCAUUAUGUGACAUAACUUGGUGUGCCACCUUAUUGGCCUCACACUUCAGAAAAAUUUUGAUCCGACACAGUGCCAACAACGUCAUGCAUCACUGAACAAACCAAAUCAAAGUCAUAGGAAGAGCAAAGCUGAAGGAGCACUUUUGUAAGAUUCAAAGAACAAAACAUGCCAGAAUGGACUUUUCUCUGUGACCAAGAGAUGCAUAACAAGUUAAUGUUUGAUGGUGCAUCAAUAUGAUUGAUUCAGCUGAUUAGAAGAAAAGAAAAUGACUCAAAAAUCUCCAUGUGUUGAAAAUGGAAACAUGUGGCUUAUUUAUGAAAAAGAAUAAGCUGUCUUUGUCAGUCAAUAUUUUACUUUGAGUUAUUGUGGCAUGAAUAGAAUUUCAUGAUUGAAAGGAUAAGCCAUUAUUCCUGAUAUUACCUCUUCAUGAUGAGUCUUAGUCAGUGACUCACAAAGAAAUAGUGUUAGCUGGCAAAAGAAGGUUAAAAAAAAUCAGAUUGUCUGCUUUGUUCUGCAGGUUUAAAGGGGAGAUUGACCGUGAAGGUUUUAUUGAUGCUGAAGGCCAUGCCUACUGUAUCUCUCCUUUAUUGUAUGAAAAGGGUUGGAUUUCAUUCAAUGUUUCAACAGAUGGAAUAAAUUUCGACAGAUCUGGAGAGUAUUUGUCAGGUAAGUUGCUGUAAUAUGUCUGAACUGCACUGAUUUUUUAGUGAAGAUGAGAAAUUAUUAAAAAUAUCACAUAAAGAAUACCUUCUGUGAAGCUAGUAUUUAAGCCUCUCAUCUUGCAUUUGAUACCAAAAUAAAAAUGUAGUAUGACACCAUCAAUAAGAGAUCAAUGUACCAGGAAGUACUUUGAAACUUCUUGCCCGUGAUUUUUCAUUUACGAUUCAUGCAACAAAUCCUUAGGAAGUAGUCAUUUUUUAAGGUGAUCUCUCCGUCGCAAAACAUUUGUCCCUCUACCUUUUUAAAUCUUUCAUAAUCUGGAUCUAUAGUUUAUGUGCACUUCUACCCUUUUGUUCUAAAACUGGAGCCAGUAUGCAAAGGUCUCUUUAGCCUGCAACCUUUCCUGUGGCCAGCAGGGGGCAACCCCUUCAAAUCUAUCAGAAAACUGCCUCACGACUCCAUCUGAGGAGUAGCUGCAGUAACUCAGUUGCAGUACUUGCUCGUCAAAACUGUCCACCAGUAUAGAGGAUUUGAAGUGUGUAUUAAGUGGUCCAAAUGUGGUCCCCUUUGGCUUAAAGGAGAGAUGUGUGAAAGGUUCAUUGUAAGUGUUAAACACAAGGUUUAGAAAAGAGCACACAAACCAAAGUUGAAACCACUGUUGCUGGAUUUACUUCUUAUGCAUGGUCCAUACUUUGUAUCAGCAGAUCUCCAGUAACAUUAUAACUGCAUGUCCUUGUAAUGUUUUCUGUUUACUGUUUUCACUGUGUUAGUCCAUCCCAGUAAAGCAGACCCUGCCCAUGAGGUCACCCUAGUGAACACAACACAGUGGCAGAACUACGGGACCCCAAGCACGGCUGGGCGGCUUAAGAUGACGUGGAACAGCUCUUUGAUUGCAGCAGAAAAAGUGAACAUAGAACUGUGGGGUUACAGGGAGUCCAGCAGGAGCACAGAAGCAGGAGUGGAUGGACCUCUGUCUCUACAGGCCGAGCUGGGCUACCUGUACUCUUUGGGCAGGAAUCAGCCCAACACUGGUGCCUUCAGCUUCAUACCAGAGCCCUCGCAGGACUACUUUAAGUGGGAGCUUGGAAACAUCCGUAUCACUGCUAGCUCCAAAUCAGAUGGCGAGAGGUAUCUUGGAUACACUUUUAUGUAUCAUUACACUUAUAAUAUGCUUGGACUAUUAUUAGAUUCACUGUUAGAUCUUAGAGAUGGUCAAAACCACAGGGCAAAAGUGGAAAAACAAGAUUGACUCUGUUUUAAAGAUCUUUUGAAACUGUUAGAAUCAAGUAUUACAAAUCCAAUGUUGUCACUUAUAUGAUGGAGAUAUUAUCAAAAUGUACUAUGUACACUACUAAUAUUAAUAUCCUAAUACCUUAAUAUUCAGUGAGCAUGACAGAAGGAGCAAAGCAAAGCUGUCACCCCUUGCUGAUAAGAAAAAUCUGAAUUUUCAUUAUCAUGCUCUGACAGUUUAACAGGUAGAGAUAAAUUUCGAGCCUCUCAUUUUAACACUUUUAUCAACCUCAUAUUUCAGGGGACAACAUGUCAAGCCUUCAAAAUAAUAAGCCUUCCAAAUGUUGUUUUUGUAUGCAGAGAUGUGCAGUGUCUCUGGAGUGGAGGCCAUGUGUUAGCUUGGCACCUGGAGCAGGCUUUCAGAGAUGACUCUGCUGCCUGGGCCGAGAGCAAGUGUCUGCAGUGGGGCGAGGCAGAGGAGAAACUGCCUAACUUCCUGGAAGAACUCAUUGACUGUCCUUGUACUCUGGCUCAGGCUCGAGCUGACACGGGCAGGUUUCAUGUGAGUGCCCUUUACCGUGUGAACCAGGCAUAUUUCACAUAAUAAGUGCGCAGGAUUUUAGCUUUAUGCCGCUUUAGUUUAGAGGUACAAGGCGAGUCUAAGGUCACAUUCACACUGGGGCUGUUUUGUCCACUUUACAUAAACUCUGGACUGUUUCCUCAGAUCAUCUCAGACAUUUGGUGUAAUAUGAAAGCUCAUACGACUCUGGUGCAGACCAAACCUGUGAAAUCAAGACCUAACUCUAUAACUGUGUAACCAUGGCAAUGUGGUGUAGUCUCUCCCUCCCCCUCCUUCCUCUUCAGUACUGAUUCGCUCAUGUCAGGUAAAAACAACAUGUUCUGAAAUAUAUUAUUUUAUGAACAAAGCAAAAGUAGAAGCCCCCAAGACAGCUUAAAUUCAAUGUUACUCCAUUGUUAUUAGGUCAAUAAGUCUAAGAAAGGGGAUGGAUAAAUGAGCCACUAACUUUAUUUUCUUUGUCCCUUAUUUGUUAGCGUUUGCAGAGGACAAUGCACCGCAAACAAGCAGUAGUUAAUAUAGUGUUUUUUUUUUUUGUUUGUUUCAAGUAGGAUGUCACUGGCUUGUUUAACAAAGUCUGCCUUUGGAUUUCAUGGGUAACGUGUGCUUUAGCAAUUCAGCUAAUAUUGUCAUGACUGUUUUGAAAGCAGUCAUGUGUCUGUAAAAUACAUGAAUAAACAAAACAAAAUAGACUAAAAUCCCAUGUGAGACCAAAUAAUGUAGCAAACAGGUAUGCAUGGCAUCUCAUAUGGAAGAAAGCAUAUUUCUAGGUCAGUUUUCUGCCUCUCCAAAGCUGCACCUGUUCUACAAAAUAAGAACCUCGUCACAUGCUAAUGACGUUAAUCAGACUGAAAUUGCACCAGAUUGAAUUUCUAAUUCUGUUAUUCUCUAAAAUUAAUAGUUGGAAUGUAUUUAAUGUUUCGAAUUUUUCUUUGACAUUAAAACAACUACAGGGAAUCUGUGUGAAUAGUUAACUCAUAUUUCCGCACACUGGGACCAGUAACAAUGACAAGUUAGUUUUAAGAAGAAGGUAAAAGCAAAAGCACAGUGGUUGCUCUGUGGGAGCAUCCUGAGAUAUAUAAACACACUGUCAUUGAAGCUCCGCAUUUAUGUUUGAUGUAAUUAUGUCUGUAAUCUGAGCCCUGCCUUAUUUACUGACAUACUCCAUGUCUCUAUUUAACAACUGCCCAAUUAUUACUGCUUUUAUGGAGACUGAUUUCCUGUCUCUGCUAUUUCAGACUGACUACAGCUGUGACAUUGAGAGGGGCAGUGUGUGCACUUUUCACCCGGGGUGUGUCCACUGUGUCAGAGCAAUUCAGGCCAGGUAGGAAGGACAGCAGGACAGAUCAGUUUUUAACCUGUUUCAAAGUGAAGACUCAUAAACAUUUGUCUUUAUGUCUUUGACUUGUUUUUAUAUCCAUGACUUUAGCCCCACUCAUGGCUCAGGGCAGCAGUGCUGCUAUGACAGCACAGGCAAUCUGGUCUUGACGGGAGACUCGAUGGGUGGCAGCACCCCAGACAGGGCACACGACUGGGGCUCCCCUCCGUACAGGGAGCCACCACGGGUACCGGGGUACUCCCACUGGCUUUAUGAUGUCAUGAGUUUCUUCUACUGCUGCCUGUGGUCCGACCACUGCGACAUCUACCUCAGCCAUCGACCUUCUAGCGGGUGUCGCAACUACCAGCCCCCAAGAGCAGGUGAGCCCACCCACGAGUCAAAUACAGUGUUUAAAUAAACGUGGUUGUGAUGCUUGAGACCACCUCAAUGUGCCGAACAGAUAUCAUAAAAGAAAUCUAAUCUAACAACCAAGCUCAGAGUCAUAGAGCAGCAGUGGUGACUACCUUAUAAAGACCUGAUUUACCAAGUACUGUAAAUCUGAUGUAUCAUGUCCUGCUCAGAUCUUCAAGGUUAUCCGUCAACAUUAAAGGUACAGUCUGUAGAAAUGGGGGAACUUGGCAGAAUGUAGUGACCUGAUUCUAGAUUUAAAACUCCUUUGUUCACCCCUCCUGUCUGUGAUGUGAUGGUGGUCUUAAAAACAGGAAGUUCCUGUGAUGCAUUAUACGUUUGAAUCAAUUUUUUUUCCUCUUAAACUCUAACAUGCAAACGUGAUUUGUGGUUAAAAUAAGUAUUUUUGAGUAAGAAACAUGCAUGUUUUUGGUACUUCCCUCUUUGAUAGUUUUUCUGCAUGACACUGAUACUGUAGCACAACACUUAUCUUGCCAGAUUGGGAUACAAAUCAUGUUGAUUCAUUUACUUUUUGUUUUCUUUUUGCUCUUUUUUGAAUAGAGCAGCUAAAAAAGAGGCAGAUUAUGUGAGGAGCAGAGAGUGCAGCUAAAGGUAAUAGCUUGGAGUUUAGACGGAGAUCAAUGCAAUGAGGACUGCUGACUCCAUAUGGGGUCAAACUGCCAGUAUUAACUAGUGUCUCUGCCUUGAGGCAAAACUGACUCUAGGAAAACAUCAAAAGCUGAAAGAAACAGAGUUCAAACAUAUGUGUGUGUGUGUGUGUGUGUGUGUGUGUGUGUGUGUGUGUGUGUGUGUGUGUGUGUGUGUGUGUGUGUGUGUGUGUGUGUGUGUGUGUGUGUUUGUUUAUUUAAGCUUCUGUGUGGCUGCACACACAAACUCUACUCUGUAGGAGCAGGUGACACAAGAUCAAUUUGUAGGAUGAACAGAAGUAAAUGAAUUACAGACCGUGGCUGAGAGUGACGCUGUUGGAAUAUAUAAGAUCAACACUUCACCCCCUGAUCUCAAGAGACUAGAAACACAACUGCAAUCCUCAUUCAGAUUUCUCAAAAAUCAAUGUUCAGAUGAAUUAGAUAUCAGCACAAAUGUGUUUGUGUCCAAAUGGCGUUGGAUGUAAACUCAUCAGAGUUUUGUUUCUUGUUGUCUCGCAGGUGUUGUCCUCGGGGAUCCACAUUUCAUAACAUUUGAUGGGCUCGGCUACACCUUUAACGGUAAAGGAGAGUUUCAGCUCAUGUCCUCGCCAGACAGAGAGCUGAAUAUCCAGGCCAGAACUGAGCCGGUGACAUUUAAGAACGGUGAGCCCAUAUUUGAAAUGAUAGCCCUUUCUGUGCUCCUGCUGUGUCUCUCUGUGUCAUCUUAAUGCUAUUUUGGAUCAGACUUAUUCCAAAAAUUCUUCAGAGAGACACAUUUGAUCAGCCACAAGAUAUAUUAUCUGAGAUUGAGAGGUUAUAAUCUUUGUUUUGCACUCUUCUUUUUACUUUGGUUUAAGGCUGACUCUUAUCUUUUUACACUGUCCUGAUCUUGGUGCUGUAAAAUGACAGCCUGUUUCCGUUGCGCCCUCUUGUUUUCACUCUGUAUCUCCCUGGGGUCAGACAUAGUGAACAAUAACAGAUGUUAGCUUUAUUGUUUAUUAUCCCCCCAAGUCAUUGCACAACAGUCACGGUUCAAGCGACUGUAGAAGGCCAGAUGUGAUUAAUAUUCCCCUCGUCAGAUCAGUGAAAUCAAACAGCUGGAUUAAUUUAAUAUUCCAGAGAUUAAAUCAUUUGACUUCAAAGCUGACUACAAAGUAACACAUCUAUUCGGAUAAACACCAUGAUGUCUAAAUUAACCACUCAGGUACCUCAGCCAAAGCCACAUGGUUGUCAUCAGUGGCGAUGAAAGAGAAAGCGUCUGAUGUCGUCGAGGUGCGUCUAGCAGAGGGGAACCUUCAGGUGCUGAGGAACCAAAAAGUUCUUCAUUUCAGCGAGCAGAGAUGGAUGGACCUGCAUGGUGAGAUCAUUUCCACACUCCUCCUCAUAAUUCUGGUGGGAGGACCAAGCUUUUAGACCAGCGAAGAAAUGCGUACUUUGAAAUUUAGUUAUCUGAUGCAAGGGAGUCCUCUUCGUCCUCGCCUAAGUAUUGCAUCCAUGUGUGGUCAAGGUUUACAGUUAAAAGAUAAUAGACUCUUCCUUUUUUCUGUGAGUACACCAACAAUUAAACUUGUUGUUUAAGUCAUGUUAUCUCAGUGAACAAUGACUUAUUUCAUGAGCAAACUGUGGCGAUUAGACUCCGCUGUGAUUUUGUCAUGUAUUUCACGAAAGUUGAUGUCACGAAAAGUGAUGCGAACUGACAACAGCAGAGAGGAGAAGAGAUUUCAAGCUUGUUGAGCAGCAGGAUAAUUGGUUGCUGCAAAAUCUGUUUUUUUUUAUACUUAAAAGAAUGAUAUGUGAUCAGCUGAUCAUGGUGGCAAGAAAAAAUAAAGAGCUUAAAGGGAUAUUCCGGCGUAAAAUUAAUUAAGGGUCAAACACACCAUAACACUGGGUUAGACACCCCCUCAAGAGAUGAAUGUUGCAGACCGCUUGCUUCUUUAGUUAUACCAACUUUAGUAACAACCACAGCAUAGCAAUACACAGCGGUCUGACUAGCCAUAAACAAACCUCAACCAAAAAGCCACUCUAUAGCCACAAAUAAUGCUCAGAACAGCACCUAACUUCAUCAACAGUACAUACAGGGUAGCCAUAGCACUAGCCAUCAAACGUCUUUUUAACUUUGCCUAAUUUAUUCAGCAAAGAGACUAAACACAACUCACCUACUCUCUUCCAGCAGUUGCUUGUUUGCAGCGAGACCUCAGGCUAGUCCAUUACAGACUGCUUACAGACAGCUCAAGAAACAACAUUUAUGAUCAUUUCUUCGUGAUUAAUAUGGUGAUUAUUACUUGAAGGAAAAGAUAAAGAAAUUAUCGUAAAUGUUCUUCUUUGAGCUGCAUCCCCCCACAGCAGUCUGUAAUAGACUGGCCUGGGGUCUUGCUGCAAACAAGCGGCUGCUGGAAGAGAGUAGGUGAGUUGUGUUUAGUCUCUUUGCUAAAGAAAUCAGACAGAUUUAAAAAGAUGUUUGGUGGCUAGUACUAUGGCUGGGACCCUGUAUGUACUGUUGAUGAAGUUAGGUGGUGUUCUGAGCAUUAUUUGUGGCUAUAGAGUGGCUUUCUGGUUGAGGUUUGUUUUGGCUCCUCAGACCGCUGUGUAUUGCUAUCCUGCGGUCGUUAAUAAAGUUGGUAAAACUAGAGAACCAAGCAGUCGGCAACAUUCAUCUCUUGAGGGGGUGUCUAACUCGGAGUUACAGUGUGUUUGACCCUAAAUUAAUUUUAUGCCGGAAUAUUCCUUUAAUACUUUGCUAGAGAGGAAACCCUUGUGGACAUUAGCCAGGGCCAAAGUAACUUUAUAGUUUAUCAUCUUGUAAGUGUGUAGCAGUAUAAAAGAGCAAGGCAAGUUUAUUUAGGUAGCAGAUUUCAACAACAAGCCAUUUCAGAGGCAUAAACACAGACAUAAGAAGAAUCGGUACAGAGAUCAGAAAACAAAAUGUUGGAAAAGCAGUAAAAGGCAACAUUUAAAAUCAUUUAAUUCAUGCAAAGACAACAUAUUAAAUUUUGAAAUUGAGAAGUUUGAUUAUUUUCUGUUCAUAUUAAGUGCUGAUCAAGUUGGAGGAGUGGCUUCGUACGGCCUCUGCUUCUGAGCAAAUAUAUCCAACCUUGCAUCGUCGACACCUUCAGCUGUGCUGGAUCUGUCGUACAACAUGACCACAAACUUCUCUAGGGUUUUCAGGUCUUCAUCAUCCAAUACAAGUGGGUAAUGGCUGAGUUUGCUGAAGACAGUGGAAGCCUCAUCACAAACAUUCCAGGUUUGCCAAGACGACUUCUUCCCUUUGCCACGGAAUGCUGAAGCAACAUCGCAACCAGUGAAUGCAUUGAAGAAGUGCAUCCCUUUGCUCUUUUCUGCAAGAGUGCCACACAGGUCAUGAACAGGAAUCCACUUCAGGUUCUGUCUUUGGCCAAAGGCAACCCACAACUGCUGCAGACCGAGGUUCUGAAGUGCCUGCAGAACACUCACUGCGAUGACAACAACAUCUGUGUCGUUGGCUUUGACCAUGAUGACCUUGCUGCCUGCUUCUGUGGCAUGCCUGGCAUGCACAAAGAUCUGGGUGUUUGCUUCUUCAUGACUGCAUGGUGCCACCCCAGCCAGAUUAAUAGUAAUGUUGUAAGAAAGUGUAUGUGCAAGUGGGAAGUGUUGCCUAAUAAUUAAGUGACAUGUAAUGCAGGCAGGUCAAUCAUUUUUCUUUUUUGGAUUUUUUUUACACUGACACAUUUUUUUCAGUCUCUCUCUCUCUCUCUCUCUCUCUCUCUCUCUCACACACACACACACACACACACACACACACACACACACACACACAUGCAUACACACCAGUGGCGAUUGCUUUAAGACUGCAAGGGAAGCUCAGCUUCCCUUAAAAUGUCACCCCCCCAAAAAAAGAAAAAGUGGUGAAAUACGUACGGCUGUGUGUACAUUUCAUUUACUAAAUACGCGCUAGAAAGCCUUCAUCUUUUGUUCAGAAACAGCUUCUUAUCACACUGUGAUAAGAAGCUGAUAAUCCCAGGUAACCGGUUCAACUUCGUUCUCAUUCAUCCUCGCAGCGCCUCAGCACUUCACACAGCCGGACGCUGGGCUUCUGCUGACUUCAAUGUGGAAGCUCAAAGUGGGUUGUUUCAGCAGCGAAACUAGAAGCUCAUUGGAUAAAUGCUGGGCUUUGUCCCGCUCAUCGGACGCUCAGCGUCUCUGGAGUUCUAUGACGAGAGGGCGGUCCCAACUUUCUCGCGGACGCUGAGCUUCUGCAUCCAUGAUUGGAUGAGCUGUCUGAGGCGAAAUCCUUUUUUGAUUGACAGCUAAACAAGCGAAUUAGCGAUCUUGAAGAAUAAAACAUCUACCAGAGCAUUUUCCAAGUUAUUCAUUCCGUUGUUCUUAACUGGUCCGGAGACUUUACCGAUGCUCAGUGACUUUUGUCUUUGUUAAAAACGACUGCCGUUGUGUUUGGCAACUCUGUUCUGUUACAUACAAAUAAACAAACACAAUUAUGAUGUAGGCCAGAAAAAUGAGCUUCCCCUCCUUGAAAGACCUGCAGUCGCCACUGACACACACACACACACACACACACACACACACACACACACACACACACACACACACACACACACACUAAACCUCUAACAACACUAAGAUAUGUGUUACCAACUAUUUUACCCAAGUCGAACAUAAUGUAAACCUCAUAAAUACCAGAAUAUUAGGAUUCUGGGACUGAAAUAUGGUACAAGGAAGCCAGUAAGUAAGUCCAUGUGUCCAAAUUUGGAUUCUGCAUAGUGGAAAAUGUAUGAUUUGACACCAAGUUCAUCCAAAUAGGACAAGUCUAUGGGAUUUUAUUGCAAAAUGCAAUAUUACUGUAUUUUCAACGGUGGCCAUCUUGAAAAAUGGCCGCCGUUUAAUUUUCAUUUGGCCAGACAGAAAUAUCAAAAGAGCAACUCCUAAGGAGUAUGAGUGCCAAUUUUGGUGCUUUUAUCCGCAAGUGAACGAUUCUCCUGUAAUAUGCUAUUAUCCGCCCUGCUAACAAAAGUUAGAAUCCUCCAUGCUUUUCUUUCCUUUUGAUUCAUAAACUUUUCUUGACGCACAUGAGUGACAACCACUUCCCCAGCUGCUGAGAAAAGAACAGUAAAAGAUGCGUGUUUUUGCUACUUACCGUUGACAUUGUCUGACCGUAUUGGCCGGUGUAUACAGUGCAGGUGAGUUGAAUGUGCCUAUAAGGGCGGGUCUCGUAUCUCUCGCCUCCUGUCCCGAAUGCUCGAUAGGCAGGCGCUCUUAUCCACUCUGCCAUUGGCCAGACCAGUUUGAAAAGGCGAUUUGUGGCCGUGUGAAGAGUGUGUAAAGCAGCGUGCCUGACACUCAGUAUGAUUUAAAUACACCACGAUGGGAAGUUCAGCCCUUUGAAUGCAGUCGCCGGCAGCGACAAAUAAUGACAGGGGCACUUUGACUACCGUAACUAUUGAACCAUUUGCCCUGGCAACGUAAUCCUGCCGGAUUCUGAAAGCUGACAACCGAAACUUAAUGCUGACAUAUCAUACAUUACGGUAGUGGCAGCAGCUUUCAACUGCUGCGCCAGAAAACGGGGUCAUUUUGGCAGUUUAUCUUUGUAUAUAUGAUCAGUAGCGGUUCUAGGCACGGGCGAACAGGGCAGCCGCCCGGGGCGGCAUUUGUGUCAUGACUCAUGGGGGGCGGCACGAGCACUUCCAAAAAAAUAAAAUAAAAGAUAAUAAUAAUAAAUCUUAACCGCAAAGCGGUUUUGUAUUAACUCUUGUUGUCAAAUUGGCGCCCCCCCCCCCCCCCGCUGCUGUAGGCGCCCCUGCUUGCUCCGAAGGUGCUGCACAGAGGCUGACAGACUGUAGGAGACGAGGCGGGGAGAGAGUCGCGGGGGGACAGCUCUGCUCUGUGUACGCAUGUCAGCAUAUCAGCGGGAGCGCGGAUACGUCAUUUUGUAGUUUUUUAAUCAUUUCUGGAGUCGCGGUGAAUGAAAUCACCGUACCCGUCUGCCUUUGAUAGGCGAAUAAAGCGCUCGGGUUCAUGCUCGGAUCUUGCUACGUGCUUGAUGAGCUUCAUGAGUAAAGUAAACAAUGACUGAGGCAGAGAGCAGCUUCAGAGGAGAAACAUCCAGCAGUGUGAACAACCUCUUCAUAUGGAGUGCUUUGGCUCACACUAUCAGCGUUUUCUCUGAGUGUUGCAUGACUUUGGGUGAGAACAGAGAUGAACACACUGUCAGCCACGUAUUUAUUUAUUCAUUUUUUAGUUUUUAGUUCUGCUUUUGUACUGGCACUAUACUGGGGCAGCUGUAUACCCUUUCAACACCUUAUUUUCUAUAUUUACAUUUGUAUUGAAUGGACACUUUGUCAUGACUGCCACUUGUUUUACAGAAAGCAAAUUAUUUGUCAUUCUCCAGUGCAGAGCCUCUACUUUUAUUUAUACAGCCGCUUUAUUUCAUUUGAGUUUGUUUGUUUAAGGUUUUCAAAAUGUGAUGAAGGUUCGCAAAACUAAAGGAGAGCUUUCUUGAAAGCCACGUGUUUAAGCUCUCAAAUACUUUUUGAAUUUUGUUUCUAUCUACUACAGAGGCCGAGAUAGCAACUUUUUUGUAAACCUUAACACUUCAGAAAACCUCAGGAUCUGGGGGCCCUUCUCAAAAUGGCCCUCAGGAUUGUGUUUUUUUCUAUUGAAGGAUUUCUGCAAUUGAGAAAUAUAUUAUUUUUGUUGUUAUAAUAAUAAUAAUACUACAUAGUAAUACAAAACUAUCUGUUCAAAAUUCUAUCUCUUUUUGUGUUUGUGUGUAUGUGUGUGUGUGUGUGUGUGUGUGUGUGUGUGGGGGGGGGGGGGGGGGGGGGGGGCACUUGGAGAGGUGCUCGCCCGGGGAGUAAUUUGGUCUAGAACCGCCACUGUAUAUGAUAUUUAUCCUUGUAUAUAUUAUAUGUAUUGUUGUAUAUCAUAGUAUUAGAGUUCAUUCAAUAACUUUUGAGUGUGGUUUUGCGCUGUUUUGUGGCUAAACUAAUCAACUUUCGGACAAAAGUUGGAAGAAAGAUGAGCUGUCAGCAGUUUGUGACUGCAAGGAAUAACAGGUGAAUAAGAAACCGCUACCAGCUUUCUAUUUGCACUGUUUGGAUGAACUUUUGGCAAUAAUAUGAACAGUUCCAGCCCAUGAGACUGAGUUUGUCAAAUAGAGUGGCAAUGCCUGACCUAAUGGUAUUUGAAUAGAGCCCAAUGAGAAUGUUGAGAGUUUAUGUUUUGUCCGUGAAAAUUGUGUGUGUUUUGAGUGUGUUCUGAAGGCAGGUGAGUCAAGAGGAGUAUUGUGAGGGCCUAUGCAUGUAGACGUGUAAAGUGCUGAAAAGCAAACCAAAAACAAUUGCCAGCCAAACGGCCUCAGGCUGGAAUCCACAUUUCCUGCCUCCGAGAACCGCCGCCAUUUUGGAUCGUGUGUGCAGUGCAGGUCGGUUGAUUGUGCUUGUGUACAACAGCGGGUCUCGAACCUCACGCCUCCUGUCCUGAAUCAGCCACUCAAGUAUACAAAUUUGAACACAAUCUGUUGUUUCCAGGUGUGUUUGUGUUCGCCCCAUCCCAGCAGAACGUGACCGUAAUCUUCCUCUCUGGUGCUGCUGUGGAGGUCUGUGUGCAUGAAGGAACCAUGGCAGCGACAGUCCUCCUUCCAACAGAGUUUACCAACCAAACCCAGGGUCUCCUUGGCCUGAUGAACUCUGACCCUUCAGAUGACCUGUUGACCUGGGUGGGAGAGGUCAUCCCUCCAGCUGAUGUCACCCCAGAGGAAAUCUUUACCUUUGGUGGUGGCUGUAAGUGUGUGAGACUUCCAAAGAGCUUCAGUCUGUCACAACAGUUCAGAAUCUUUCUGUGUUUAUAUAUAACUUCCAUAUUUGCGUCCCAUUUGGCUUGAAUUUGAACAAAAGUCCUUUGAGCACACAGGAAGUAAACAAGUCACUUGUUUGGGGUUGGAACAGCUGUAAUAGAUUCCAGAGAGAUAUCAGGGCAUGUGACCAUCCAGUGCAAGUACAACCUCAUCUCUGGAACACAAGUGAGGACCAGGCUGUAUACAUACAGGGCAGUUAAAUCCUUAACUAGGAACAGGUCUUUGUUGCUGAAUUUAUUUAGGGUUCUUGAAAUUGAGGCCUUUACCUGUACUGAGUAGGACAGCUGUUGUCUCAGUCUGUGGGGGACAUGAGGGAUUUCUUCACCAGUACCUGUGUCUCUAUGAAAUUAAAAACUUUGCACUCUUAAACAUUUUCUUCCUGUGAUAGCCACAUAAAGUUCUGGUGCAUAAAAUGUGGUUUUUUUUAAUCAGUAAAUAAAAAAACUCUUAAGUUUCACAUUUUUACUGUUUUGUUGUAUUUUGAUUAACAGGGAACAUCUCAAAGGCAUCCUCCCUUUUCACCUAUGACUCCAAGUAUCUUCUGGAUAACUACUAUUUCCCACCGAGUCUGGAUCCCGCUUUUGUUCCUGCCUUUUCUCUCCCUGAGAGACCUGAUGACCCUCUGGUGGCAGAUAUGUUGAUGAUGUGCUUUGGAGAGGGGGCAGAGUUCUGUAAAUAUGACACCCUGACGACUCGGAGCCUUGCAGUGGGAAACGCCACUCUCAGAGUCUACCAGAAUUACCAGGCCCGAAUGGAAGCCCUGGAGCCAGGUACGGUGGAAAUCCCUGACAUUUAUUUGUUGUUUUUUUACAGCUGCAGACAAAAACAUGUUGCUGUAUUUGUCUGUUUUGUUUCUGGUGUUGCCUAAGAGUAACAAUAGACAUUUUUGCUCAUUGUAUUCUUAUAACAGUUUGGUCUGUCUUUAUAAAAGAAUCGCAUGCUUGAAAAUUCAAUCAUCAUGUCCUAGAAGAAAGAGCUGGUGAGUGUGUGGCUGUAAAACCCCUGAAAUAUCGUGCAACUUGGAAGCUUUAUGGGGAGAAAUGACUGAUUUUAAAAGUAGCUUGUGUUCAUAAAUCUGCUUGUCAUAUAAAAAAGAUUGCUUGUAGUUAAGAAAAGAAAAUGGUUCAAGUAGUUUGUUUUUUGUCUUCUGUUUUUCUUUGCAUCAGUGUCAUCCUGUGGCUGGCUUCCCACCCCCAGGAAUGGAGAGAAAAAUGGGACACAUUACUUGGAGGAUGACAUGCUAAGCUUUUCCUGUAUAGAUGGUUACAUACUGUACGGUUCAACAGAGCGCACCUGUCUGCAUGAUGGGACCUGGACAGGAGAGAGACCCCACUGUUUAAGAGGUACGUGACGGAGAAUUGUAACCAGCAACAGUGAUUGUAGGUCAACUAUAACGUGGAGACAGGCUGCUCAGCUCUGAAAAUGAGCUCUGACAUCGUCUAUGCCUGUCGGGUGGUGUUUUCCCCCUGCCGUCCAGAUAUGUUCAGCUCCGCUUUUCAAAACAACAAGGUGCUGAGUCUCAAGGCCUUAUCAGAGAGGCCAUAAACCAAUACUACGUGCCCCAUAAAAAAACAGACUCCAGAGAAGCUCUCCUUGUUGAUACAGCAACAUAUUUUUUGAUACUAGAGCUUAAGAAGCAAAUGCAAUGAUUCAUGAACUGUGCUGUGCUUGAAUGCAGUCUGAAAAGAACAACUGAAGACCAACUUUAUAUUUAUUUUUUUGUGCAAAGACAGAUUAGUGUUCAGUCAUUUUUCUGUUUUGAGAACCUUCACAUGUAUGUACACCCCUAUGGUGGUGACCGCAAAAUGAAGAAAAGCAUGAAUGUCACCCUGACUUGAGUUUUCCAGAAGUUACCAUCUGCAUAUUUGUACUCUCCUCCUUUUAUCCUCUUGUGAAACAGUUUGGCUGAACAUACUAGUAAGAGUUCAGUUCCUUACUCACUGAGAUGGGUAACUCCUCAUGUGUUUUAUAUUCAGCAUGAUUGGCAGCAUCCUCCAAUGAAAACUAAAAGCGACCAUGAGAAAGCUCCUUUUCUCAUCCUGGCUCUCAGUGAAAGACAGGGUUCAAUAGACUCUGCGCUCAUGCAGACCAUUAGUUGCAAAGCCAUAAACUUCUGAUCCCGUAUUGGCUCGGCUUUCUGUUUAUAAAUCAGAAGCACCUGGGUCUCUGAUGGUCUCUUUCAUCAUCCCAAAAGUGGGCUCUCAGGUUGUUGAUGCAAUUACCAGCUGUUGCCCUUGGGUGGCAGUGUUUUCCAUUACAUUGUUUUUGAAUAGUGGUUCAUGACGAAGCAAUUGUGAGCCUCUUGGAUUUUGAAAACCUUAAAAACAAACAGGCCAAAGCUCAGUUAUUCAUCCAUAGAGCAAGAUUAGUGGGAAAAGGAUCACGAGUUAAAUUAAUUCUAUUAACAUUAAAGGUCAAGUUCUAUGAAGAUUCUUACCCAGGAAGUCCGUUCUGGUCAAUCGCUCAAUAGUUAAUUUUUUUGUCAUACUAAUCAAACCCAAUUCAAGUGUUUUACAGCAACUGAUGGAUAAAAUAAGAAAACAGCAAAACUGAUGGUAAAACUAACUUAACACGAUAGCAUGAAAACAUGAGUGCUAAGAAGGUGCGGCAGAAUUUACACAUUGAAGUUUAUUACCGUAAGAACAACAACCUUUCAGGUCUGUGGGGUCUGCCUACAUGAACUUAAAAGCAUUCAAAGAAACAGAAUAUGCUAAGUGUCAGUUUAUACAGUAAGAUUCCUUGUUACUAUAGUAACAUUAGAGCCUUUUCAAAGUGUCUGUUUCAAUAAUACAUAUAAUACAACAGGUUGAAACACAGUAUGAUUCAUGUAGGUCAUAUUUGUGUCAUAAACAACAACAUUACAUACAAAGACAACAUGAUAGGAUGUGACACAAUACAAUAUGGUAUGAUGAGGUAUAAUGCAAUACUAUACAGUACAAUAUGAUGAGAUAUGAUACUUCUGCAGAAGGUGAUACACAUAUUACAAUAGAAAGAACAAGGGCAGCAACUAGCCUUUACAUCAAAAUAUGACCAUGCUCUUCUAUACUCUUGUAACUUGUGAUCUACUGGAAGUAGCAUACGCCUCUCUUCAAAUCAAAAGCACAAUUUAAAACAGGAAAUGAAGCAAACUAAAGGCAAGAGAGUAAAAAGGUCAAAAUAAAAGCAUCUCAGACCAUUAUUUUAUUAGGAGAUCUCAAGAGAAGUUGCUCUCAUGGCACUGUUGAUGCUGAUAAAACAUAACUUUAUACGAUAUUAGACGAGUUGACGCUACAUGAUAUGAAAUGCUAAGAUACAAUGCGAUGCAAUUCAACACACAUAUUCUGCCUAAUAUAAUAUGCCUUUAUAACAUUUACGGCAGUGUAAGGAAAGUAGACGUACUGUCCAUCACUCACCUUUGACCCUUAACCAGUGAGGAGGAGCUAAAAGAGUCAUAGCAUAUGCUCUUAGGUUUGGGGUGUCAUGGGAGUGUGGGGGCCUGGGGGAGCAAAAUGAGGCAGCCUCUUAACUUAUAAUCUAACUCCACAUCCAUCCCUCCAUGUGGCUUCACCCCCAUCCUCCAUCUUUUCCUUGUUAGAGCUGCAAACAACACUUCCUCUUGAUAGUAAUCAGGGACGAAUAGACUUCGUAUGUCAGAUUUAGUAACAACCGACUAGGUCACAGCUGGACACAAUAGAUCCUGACUCCUCCUGCAGGCAAACACAUUAGUUCCCUGACUUUUUAUCCGGUGCAGGGCUGUUUGGAAAUGUUCUUCAUUAAGCUUUGUUUGUUAUAAAUAACCCAGUAUACUUCUAAUCAGGACUGUUGAUCUUUUUUUAAUUGCCUUACUUAUCUCACUUUAUGUGCAGACUCAUUUUAACAAACUUUCUUGACAGAUAUGAUGCAACAAGACAGAAUCCUUAUAUAAAGUAUGUGACUGUGAUAAAUAUAGUCCCAUUGACACAUGCAUGUCACAUUUUCUCACUUGUAAACAUGCGUGUAUGGAUGAACACAGAACCAGAGCAGGACCUAUGCACGGUACAAACACAAACCUCGGCAGUUUUAUCUAUAUAACAGAGAUCGCACUCGCUCUCACACUCUCAUUAGACAAAUCAGAGCCAACAACUGUCAACAUGACCUGAGGUGAACAGUGGCAGGUGUCACAUGAGCUGUUACCUACGCCAUUCAAAUGUGACCUCUAGCCAUGUAAACAACACUAAACACAGAGCGAGCAGGAGACGCCCUGACAGACACCCCCCCCACCCCCCUCUUUAUGUGAAUCACCACGGCGCAAUGGAGGCUCAGCACUCAGAGAACUGUAGUCAUUGUUAAGAUGAAACGGCAUGCCGCCAAACAACAAAUGCCACCACAUCCAGUUUGACUUCUUCUCUGAGUCACCCUAAUGAGCCGCUUUUGAAGUGGUGCCUGUCAGCAGAGGUGAGACUAAGUCCUUCCAGUCAAAAAUGAAUCUCUGUGUGAAUAUCUCCCAUCAGUGAAGGCCCCACCUAUUUGAAAUGGAUUAUAACCUGCUGCCCUACUUGUCAAUGUGUGUUUUAUCCUCUUUAGACAGGGGUGUGGCGAAUUUGGAUGAUCGAUGUCAGUAUCUUUGGCUGAAGCGCAGAAAUACAGAGUCCUUGAAGUGUGUUUGAUCGGAGCAGAAACAGGGCCGUGGCCAGGAGAGGGAGGACUUUAAGGUUAUGGAGUUUAUUAGCUUGGCUGCUCUUUGUCCCACUCCUCUGAAAAACAAGCUGUGUAUCCAGGGCUAUUGUUUGCAAACCUAUGAAAGGAUCACCGCCGUCUUGAUGGUUGUGUAAGAUUAAUAGACUUCCUCAUACAAGGAGAAAAAAGUGAUUAAAGGAAAGGUGACAGCUGCCAGAGAGGGAAAGAGCUGUUUGUACGGGAAAGUGUGUUGCAAGACCAAGCCUCACUCAAUUUUCCAGCAGUGUUUUUUUUUUUUUUCUAAGAUGCCCCUGAGAGCGAGGAGUCUAGAAAAAUUAAGUUUGCUUAGAAGAGGGAGUUGUUGAAAUGCCAACACUUCAUUGUCUGCAUCUGGCAGUUUCUGUCCUGGGAAUGUUUUAAUCCACACUCCUUGACAAUUUUACGAAAAAUCUGUCUUCACAAGUAGCUCCCACUCUUUCAGUCAUGAUGUUAAACUGCCUGCUUGGUUCUUUUUUAUAUUUGAGUGAGAGCAUUGAAAGAAAACAUCCAUCUCAGUCCAGCAAAGUUUUUCUUAAAAGUUUAAGCAGCUGAUUUGCCCCUCAAAGCAUUCUGGGAGAUUGAGUUGACUGUUCAACAUAAGGGAGGGAAAUGUUAGAAAUGAAAUUUUCGUUCACAUGAAGAAAGCCAAUCAGGCACAACAGUAAACUAACUAAAGCUGGCAUCUUAUUCACAGCUUCUGACCAGGAAGGUUAUGGAAACAAAGUCCUGAUCUAAUAUCAUGAUUUAUCAGAUCUGUGCAGGAUCAUCUUCAAGAGCCUACAGACUUCUUAAAACUCUUGAAAUUGUUAAACCUUCAUUCUCUAAAAAUACAAAAACUGUUAGAGCUCAUGUCAAUAAAAGUGCAUCAGGGCACAGCUCUCAGGUAAGGUAGCGCACUUUUCUUUCCAAGUUUGAUGUCGGCAAGUUAUAACACUGCUGGGAUUUGCAUCUCAUUAAAACAGAUCUAUCUGACUGAAAGUGUGUUUCAACUGAUGACUCAGCUGUUUUGAGUCCAAAAAGAUGACAAGAAAACAGGCUGUGGCUGUGACUGGUCGUCAAAGUACCUACUGUUACUCCUGACAAUCUGUACUUAAAUCAUAGCUGGACUAAUGCUUAGUUAAUUCAAUGAUAAAUACAUUUAAACCUUCACAAUAAAAGUCCCUUAUUGAUUUGUCAUUAAAGUACCUUUAUUCUGAAACACCUAAUCAGGAGUGGUGAGGACAAAAACUAAGAUUCAUAGUAGGAUCAGUUGUCUACUAGGACAAGAAGUAUUUUUCAUAUAGUUUGAGGUUAUUUGUAACUUUGAGGUCUAGAGUGUGCAAAUGUUUUAGUCUGACCUCUGCUCAUUCUUGCCUCUUCACAGCACUCAGCUAUUUUUAUGUCUGAUCUCUAUUUUAUUUUUAUGAGGGUUGUCUUAAAGUAACAUUCUCGUUGGCUGGACCGUAUUUACUUCCAAGUAAGUCAAAACAUUUUAGGGGGAUUGAUCAAUUACAGUUACACAAUGAUUUGCCAUGACUUGACAUUCAGAGGCAUACACACCUGGCAUAAGGGUUCGAGGACCACAACAAACCCACAUCUGCACCUCCAGAGGGAGUUAAAUCUUUUGCCGUCAUUGAAGUUGAAAAAGCAGGUUCUAUUUAUUUCUACCUGGCCUGGUAGUUUUUGAGUGUGUCAAGGAAAUUUCAUGCUGGUUAAGUUUAUACAUGAAGCGUUUUAAUGUCUGGAGUUUACCAUUUUACACGUGGUUCAAAUUCCGAGAAUACUUGCACCCAUCACAUUAAGUCAGUCAGCCGGGGAGAUUCACAUAUCAGAUGACAACAGAAGCUCAGCACUGAAACGCACACACUGUUACCAAGGAGAAGAAAAUCAACAGGAUUAUUUGAAGAUGAUAUCACCAUCGUCAAAAAGACUCAUCGCUAUUUUACAUUGAUAAGCGUGUGUCUCAGGGGUGUGUGGACGUGUUGAGGUUAUGAAAACAGACUUGGAUUUCUGAUUGGUAUCACCUGUUUGUAGUUCCUCCAGGAGAAACACCAGGAGGGAACAAUGGUGAGCUAAGGUUUUUUAGAAGUUGAGAGGAUUCUUCAUACAUUUUUGAUUUUUAUUGUAAUUGUCUAGUCCUAAAGUGACUCCUAGCUUUCCUCAGCACCGCUUUAGCAACAAGAACCCAUCCACUGAAAGUGCUUAUUUUGCCGCUGGCAGGCUGGAUUUGUCAAUUCGAAGAAGUACUAGAGAGGAAGACCAUUUUAUAGAGUGGCUAAGAGGCUUUUCUUGUUUUCUUCAAGACAACAGACUGCUACUUUCAACUACACACAAGUUUUUACCUAUCACUGCUUCCAUUGGUUAGUUUGUUUCUGCUCCCUUGCUCACCUGGCCAAAAGCUAUGGUGGCCUUUAAGGACAAAAGGGCCCCGGUGAUGCAUGAGAAGUAUGGCCCUUUUUCGGUUAUUUGCCAUCGAAGAUUUCUUUAAGUGUUGAGAGUGUUUGCAUGGAAUUGAUAAAGCAUUAGCUGUUCCCUUAUUGGCUAAAUGCUAUCUCUGGACAGUGGCAUUUUCAUAUAGCACUCCAUGUAUUUCACAGCUCCCAGAAGUAAACUUAACAAGUGACUGGUUUUGUCGCUCCUUCUACAGAAGACUUAACACUUACAAUAAAACACAAUACAAGAACUUUGUUGAUCUUCAAAGGGAGAUUAGUUUGUCUGGAAUUCUGAAUCUCUCUGUCCUGCAUGGAAAAGAGAGGAGCUGUCCACUGUUGUCAUUGUUUUUUUUUUAAACAGGAUGUUGAGUCUGUCUCCUAGUGAUUGUUUCAUGGAGAACAUCACACAGAACUUCAGCCGUUGCCUUAGGUGGAAUGUAUACAAGUAUUGUUAUGAUAUGACUGAACUCCCUUGGAGCAUAAGAUGGCCCAAGAGCAACUGCCACCAGUUCAAUAUUUGGACUUCAUAUCAUGUUUGCCGUGAAUAUAAUAAAAAUUGAUACGUGGUUGUAAUCAACUGAUAAAAGACCCUGGAGCUUUCCUUUUUGAUCACUGCAAGUGAAGUUCAGGGGUGUAAUGAUGUAGCUUUUGGGCCUCACCAGAAGCAAAAGAGCGAAAAAAUGUGAAGCUUCUUGACUUUCUCUCUUCUAUAUGCUUCUGCUACAUUAUACUCCAGGCAACUUGUCAUUGAUCCCAGUGCUGCUGAAUCCAAGGACGUGUGUCGCGUAACUGAUUAGUUUCGAAACUUCAGGGAGUAUUUGUACACAUAGGUAUGCGUUUCACCGUGACUCAGCAAGCAUAUACACCAAAUGAUGGAUUUUGAAGGACUAACACCUGCAGUGCGUACCUGACAAACACAAACCAAACUUGUCAUAUGUCCCAGACUGACUGUAUUGUGUCUGUACCCUUGCCUGCCUUGAAAAGAAAAAUGAACCUCCUGGCUGAGCAUGCUGUAUGAAAGGGAAGUCAAAUAGAUUAAAAAGGGUCCACUGAACUUGCCAAGGCCUGAGGAAAGUUUCAGAUGCUCUUAUUUGAUCACAAUAUCUAAUCAAGUUCAAACAAUGUCAAAGGAGAGCUCUGGGAAAAUCUAUCAAAUGAAGACUUUUUCAUUCCACCAAGCAGUUAUAAUAAUUAAAAAUUUUGGAGCCAGUGUAUUAUUUUAUUUUGUUUGAUCCCCUCUGUAAUUAUAAAAAACAGAACCAUAGCUUUGCUGAUAUAAUGGCAGAACACAAUGGGCUUUUGUUAGAAGGCUGUGCUUGACCAGCAUUUGAAAUAAUAAGUUUUGUUCUCCACUGGUGCAAAAUAGACUCAUAAGCCUGUCUCAGCUGCAUUGAUUCUGAGAGUGAUAUUCCUUGUAUACCAUUACUGGGAGACAGCCAUGUUAAAUGAAAUGUGGAUUGGCUCUCUGACUCAGGAGGUUCUUCUUACAUUGAUGCAAAAAUAGGACAGCUGUCCUACUAUUCUUACUGGAUUGACCCAUCGUCCCAAUUUGGUUAUAAAGUCUCUUUAAGUCUCUUCCAGUACUUAAACUGUAACCAUGAUAUCAAACAGCUGUAAAAUCACAGUCAUGGACCUACGCUGUGGCUUCAUUGUUCAUAAUCAGCCCUUAAUUGUUCCAGCAGGUCUUUGUUCAUCAAUCCUUCAUUAACUAAAUAAAGCAGGGUGAGUUCGCAUUGUUCUUUACAGCCACACCCUGCAAUCUGCUCCACCUGCUCCACCCAUCCUUCCCAUGGAGCGUCAGUCCAUCCUCCACUGUUAGAUGCAAAGCUGUUCUUCUAGCCACCUUCAUGAAUUGACUUUUCCUCUUAAGUUUACCUCAUUUUUGCUUUUAUCAUCAAUGGGCCACUACUUGCAUUUUGAUUCCAAAUAACUAGCUGUGGGGAAGGUCAAUACUAUUUGCUGAUAACAGGGUCUAAUCCUGUGUUGUGAUUUUCACAGAUGAUAAGGUGGGGUUUGUACUUGGCGCCAUUGGUUCCCUCUCAGCACUGGUCACCAUGGGAAUAAUGGUCACUCUGCACACCAGGAAGCAGGAAAGGUAGGUUCAAACAAAACUCAUAAAAAAAAUAGUUCUUCCACUUAUAUUGUUUGACAUGUCCGUCCGUCCAUCCACCCACCACCCAUCUGGGAUUUGAGGGCUCCGAGCUAAACAUGUUGAUCAAGCAAGGUUUCCCAGCUCUUCCUGGAGGAUUCAGGAAAUGUGUGGGUCAGAAUGGAUCGAUAAAAGCUCAAAUGUAAAGGGACAUUAUGAGACAGAUCAAGAAUAAAAGGAUGAAGGGUCCAUUGUUUAUUAAAACAUACAGCUAUCAUCAUGAAUAACCAGAGGUGAUGUCUGGUUAUAUGUCUUCAUAGUAAUAUUCCAUAUCUUAAAAAAGCUAUUGAACCUCUGAAACAGGGCCUUGGAUUCAGAUUUGAUAUAUGGUAAACUUCGAGUCUGUCCUUGGGUGUCCUCUCAGUUGAACAUGGCAAGAAAACCUCCACAGGGGGGCACUCAGGGGGCAUCAUUAUCAGAGAGAAGCGAGAGAUCUUGACCCUUGAAGUUUGAGCCAAAAUACGCUUAGGAGGGGGAAUCUUUUCUUGACACUUGUGUCCAUGAUCUCAUCUUUUCUGUUACUACCUAAAGCUUCACACCCACACUCUAGUCUCACCCUGAAGGGCUUUCACUAUCACUAUAAGGGGCCACAUUUUAGGUAUGGUAUGGUAUGGUAUGGUAUGGUAUGGUAUGGUAUGGUAUGGUAUGGUACGGUAUGGUAUGGUAUGGUAUGGUACGGUACUGUAUGGUAUAGUAUGGUAUCUUAUUGUAUCGUAUCUUAAUUUAUCGUAUCCUCUUGUAUCGUAUCUUAUGGUAUGGUAUGGUAUGGUAUGGUAUGGUAUGGUAUGGUAUGGUAUCGUAUCAUGUAUUCUUCAGUAAUAUAUGAAGAUAAUGUGUUAUAAAAAUGUCUUUCCUUAUAAAGUAUGUGUGGGAAUAGAAAUGAGUUACUCAGACCAAUACUGUUUUUGAACCAGCCUGUAAACAUGUUUGGUUGAAUAAACGUGUAUGUGGCGUCCGGUGCUUCUGCAGCCAGUUUCAAGUGUGCACUUGGGUAACUGCAGUUUUUAAUACUUCUAAUUUCUUUAUGAAUACGCUCCCAUAUUAACUACUUAAGUGAAUCACAAAAGCCAUCAAGUAUUUCCUUUCUCCUCACGUCUUCCUGACUUUUGUAUUCUAAUUUCCUGGUAAGCAGAGAACUUUGAUGUCGGUAUCUGUCAUAGGUAUCCACUAUCAACACCCAUAUAUCUUCUAUGCUGUUUUUCAAAUCGAUAGAUGAGAUGUCAGAGAAGGAGGCACUUAUUUUGAAAACCAGCGCAUAGCUAGAGGUCAUCUCCCCCUCCCACUUCCUCCCAACAAUCAAAACCUUUUUCCUGUGCCAAGAAGACCAAGAAACACGAAGCAGUGAGUCCCACCUGCAGUCUGAGAUAUCCUGCAGCCUUUGAGGUUUUACACAUAAAUCCUCCUUUUUGAUCUGAUCAAACCAAAUAAAACUUUUCACCCUGUGGGAUCGUGCUCAUGACUCCAGUCCAGAGAAACAAGAGGCUAACUCCUCAACAGCUCCUGGGCGUACACGAGCAAAUUAAAGGCUUGUUUUAUGGACUCAGAUACUUCAUCUGGGCUUUCCCCUGCCAUAAUUCCAGCAAAGGGGGGAAAAAAAGGUUCAUGUCAGGAGUCAAGACCCACCUACAACUCCCAGCAGCAUUUGGGGCUGGCAGGCGAUGAAGCUACUAUCUUUUAAGAUGUGGGAGCAAGAAGGGAGCACACCUGCCCUUUCUUGAAGCCUUGAUCAUGGGAGGCCAGGUGUAAAAAGAGAUGAAGAGUGUCAGAGGUCUGCAGAUGUUGGAGAGGUGAGGUCACACACACACAGCGUUGCCGGUGCACAUGCUAACAGAGGAGACCCAGGUCACACAGAGCCAGGAAACAUAGCGUGCACACAGUAGCUCCAAGAAUCAAACUUAUGCAUACCUUGAGUUUUAGUGGUCACACACACACACACACACACACACACACACACACACACACACACACACACACACACACACACACACACACACACACACACACACACACACACACACACAGUCCCUUACCAACAAGCACAGACACAUUGAUUUCUUCCAACAUCAGACACACAGCAGGAUGGGAGUACCAGGGGUCGUGCUGUAUUUCACAUCAUGUUUAGAUUGCGUGUCUGGAGGAAAGAAGCUGUCAUACUAUACGACUCUGAGUGUCUGCGUGUCUGACUACGUGUUUGUGUGCGACAGGUAGAUCGCAAAGGCCUCCUGUGCUUCAGUUCCCCUUGUUUGGGACUCAGACCUGCUCGGGUACUUUCCACAUCUAGGGUUACCCAGCAGGUUACAACAGGUCCGCUGGCAGCUCACCACAGGAGCUAGAAAGUCGUUACACCAUAAGAAGAGUGUAUUUGUGUGUGUACCAUCAUCUCUGCUCCACUUCUGCUAUAUGACACAUCAAAAAGGGUGGAGGGGGGCUUUGUCUGAACCUGGCUGGGGGCUCAAAAUUAUUUGAAGGAGGGAGAGGGGAAGCGCUUCAGCAAAGCGAGAUGAAACAAAUGUUAAGACCUUCUGGUGUUUUGCUCUUCUCUAUUAUAUCAGAUUAAAACAUCAGAAAUGCAGGAAAUCACGACUUUUUUAACACACUUUGGAGCUGAUAUCAAACACAGCAGUUGAUGAGUUAUCUCAGCCUCUUGGUCUAUCUCUGUCAGAUCUUCUUCUGGGGGCAGUGGUCAUCUUUUCAGGACUUUAAGCGUAGUCAGUGGACAGUGACAAAGGACUUUCCGUCAAGGCGUUCUUUGACAUACUCUGCCUUUGUUUACAGCUCAAUAAACAACUUGCCAGCUGAUUUCGCAAGUGAACAUCUCAUCGAAGAUGUUAAAUGAAACUUAAACCAUGAAUGUGGCUAAGGAUUGGGGGUUAAAAUCAACAGCAUUCGAUACGAUACAAUACCAUACCAUGUUGCACUGAAACCAAACAGCUCCAGUCUGAAAUGAUCUUUUCAUUGGCUGAUAAGCUGCACAGAAUAAAGAAAAUGGAAUAAGAAGUUUUAUUCUGAAAAACAGUAGGAAGGCUUGGUUUAACUGCUCUUUAACUGCCAUGUCCUCGUUCUGAAAGCGCCCUUAAUGGGUGAAUGAGUUUAAUAAAGCUCCAUUAAUAAGAGCAAUAAAGUUUAGAGUGGUCCCUGCCCUGAUGCAAGGUCAUCGAACAAUGUUUCUACGACCAGUUUGGAUGAAGCCAAUGUUUCCUAUUACUUCACUCACACUGCUCUCAUCCAGCAGAGGCACACACAGUCUGAGUGUGUGCUGAAAGAACUAGACGUUCAUUAGUAGUAGUGGUUUUGUAAAAUAGUGUUUUUUUUUGUGGUUUUAGUUGGUUAUUCUUUAAAUCACAAGUUGUUUUAAUCACUUAGUAUGUUUACAUGCACAGCUAAGUUGAGCUAAAAUCGACGUCGCUCAAUUAGGUGAUUUAAUUGGACUUCAGUCCUUUUCACAAUUAACACACACCAGGCAAGAAUCUAACCAUUGACAGAACCAUGUCUGCCUCCGCUACAGUAGGUGGAGUCAUGCCCCCUUUUCAGCCCUUCUCCUGGUUGACGUACUACAUCUCGAACCAAAACAAUCGACAAACAUGUUAGCCAGAGGGUUAUUUGUCGAAUGAUAUAAACAUGAACAACUUUGCAGUUCUGUACUUCUUGUUUAUAUGAAGAAGCAGCGUUUGUCUUUUAUAUGUAUAGAGGUUUUGUUUAAUGAUGCACUUAAGCUGUUGAAGUCCUGUAGCGUGUGCAGAACGCUGAGGCUAGUUUCAGUCCAUCUGAGAAAUCCUAUCCUGAGCUGCUUUAUUCAAAUACGUUAGUCCACCUAUAAGAAGUUUGAUUUAGUGCAGUUUCAGUCAGACUAAUAUGUUUAUGUUUGCCUAAAAAGUCCAGUUUCAGUCAAAACAACACAAUAAAUUGAUUUUUUGAGCAAUAUGUAAGCACACUGACUCUUUUUCUGUUUGUUUGUUUUUUCAGGGAGAAACACAAGAAAUUGGAUCAGAAAGAAACCCAAGAACACACCUGCUAAACAGAGUUUUCUGGAAUGAUGGAUCACACCAACGUCACACCAAACCCUCUAACUGUGUUCAAGGACAGCAAACAAUUAAUAAAAAGCAUAGCAUUUAGAAUUCACAUGCUGAUGGUCAUCUUUUGACCUGUCGACCUGAUCAGGAGAACCUCAGGCACACACACUGAGCCUUCAGCGGGUUGUUGGGCCUCGUGUUUCUCCUCUUGUUUAGUUUGGAGAACCUCCAGGCUGUGGCGAAUGGUGCACGGGUUGCAGAUUGAGAGCAUUGAAGUUGAAACAAAAAUGCCAUGGUUGUUUUUGUAUUCCUGUUUUGCAUGACUGAUUGUCCUAUCUCCGCUAGAGAGAGGAUUGUAUAAAUACUACAUAGAGAUAUCAUCAUCACAAUCAACACUCCCUUCUCCUGUGCUGUUGAAAAUGGGAGCAGAUGUGUUCAUGUCGGGCGGGAAGUGAACCUGAUCAUUUUUUGGUUGAAAGACUUUGAACUCAUGUUCAGCAUUUGUGUGGGCUCACAGCUUUCAGUCAGACAAAGAGUUUUGUUGAGAGACUGAGCGAGAAAAAAAACACAAAUGUUACAUAGAGGUCAUCUCUUUGCACUAUAUCAACACUUACCUUCUUUUCACAUAUCUGUAAGUGAAGACACCAACUGAUUGAAUAAAUCUCUAAAUGUUGCCUUUUGAGAUUAAUGAGGGGAUCAAAAUUAAAAAUGAAGGCUCAUCCUCUUUUCUGUGAAGCAGAUGUUUGUCGUCUCACACAGCCCCAUGCCCCAUCAGACAGACCAUCAUCUCAUAUUACCCCGGCGGUCUUCCCCUCUGUGAACCUGACUCUCCUCUUCUUCUCAAAAACAAAGUCCCUUGGGGGGUAGAGGAAACAGUAUGACAGGGUCCUGUGCGGCUGAUCCCUGGGAGUGAUAGGAGGGGGUCCAGCUGUGGAAGAAGAAGGGUUCUUGUUUGGAGACUAAUUGAAAUAACCUGGUGUGCUGGACACGGCAGGCUUUGAAGUUUCACUGCAGCAUGUGAACACAGUUUUCUGCUGUUGUGCAAUAUUCGGUCUCUUACAGGCUCCUUCUGACUGGUUGUUGUUGCUGCUCAGUCGAGCCUGGGGGAUUCUUGGGGCUCUAUUGUUUUUGUAUAUACUACAUGUGUCUGUAUGAUCUGCUGGCAGCAACCCCCAGUACUGAAAACUGAAGGGGUGCUGAAAUACU